Nicotiana attenuata is the source of this 1200-nucleotide messenger RNA. RefSeq lists its product as uncharacterized. Bases 1 to 1200 code for a protein of 399 amino acids. The transcript is spliced from 2 exons. The record is from RefSeq and is a predicted model, not a curated record. Lineage: Eukaryota; Viridiplantae; Streptophyta; Magnoliopsida; Solanales; Solanaceae.
AUGAUCUUCUGUUCAUGGAAUAUAAGGGGGCUUAAUAAGCCCUUUAAGCAGAAAGAGCUCAAGAACUUUCUGUUUACAAAUAAGGUAGUUCUAAUAGGUUGUCUUGAGACUAAAGUUAAAGCCAACAAGGCUGAGAAAGUCAAGAAGAAAAUGGGGAAUGAAUGGGAAGUAGCUAAUGAUUACACUCAAAGCCAAAAUGGAAGAAUAUGGAUAUGGGACUUUAAUGCUAUUCUUUCUGUGAAUGACAAGCAGAAUGGUGUUCCAGUACAUCCUACUGAAAUUAAAGACUUUCAGGAUUGUAUUGAAGAUAUAGGAUUUGGGCAGCUGAAAAGAACAGGAAGUCUAUUCUCAUGGAGUAAUAAAAGGGAUGCGCAAAUUAGAAUUCAUAGCCUCAUUGACUGGGCUUUUGGGAAUGCAAAAUGGUUUGACAACUAUGGUCAUCUAGAAACAGUAUACCACAACCCAGGGUGCUCAGAUCAUACCCCAAUUAUUGUUAGUACUGGGAGAAUCAGGCAAUCACUCCCAAGGCCAUUCAGAUUACUAAAUGUGCUGCUCCAAAAUCAGUCUUUCAAGGAAGUGACCCAAACUGUAUGGCAGUAUAAAAUCCCUGGUUAUGCUAUGUAUGGAAUAUGUAAAAAGCUCAAGCUGAUUGAGCUUAACACAAAACAUCUCCAUAAAGAAGUCUCUAACUUGCAAAAAAGAGUUGAGGUCAUUCGAGGAAGAAUACAGGACACUCAGCAAAUGUUGAAUUCAGAUCUGUACAACUCCAACUUGAUACAAGAGGAGAGAGCUUUGAUACUUGAGCUAGAAAAAUGGUCUAACAUCCAUGAGGAGGUACUGCGACAAAAGUCAAGGGCUAUAUGGUUAGCAAAAGGGUAUUCAAAUACAAGAUAUUUCCAUGCACAAAUGAAGACUAGACAAGCAAGGAAUCAUAUCUCCUCAAUUUGUAAUGAUCAAGGAAUAAUGUUGACUGAUCCUGGCCAAAUCCAGCAAGAGUUCAUCAAAUUUUUCCAAGAUUUAUUGGGUACUAAGGCCUCAGAACUGCCUUGUCUAAAUAGCAACAUUGCAAAGGAUGGGUAUUGCCUAAAUAGGGAGGAUCAGCAGGGUCUGAUUAAACCAGUGAUGCAAGAGGAAAUAGUGCAGGCUCUAAAGGACUUACCAGCUGACAAAGCCCCGGGGGGGAGAUGGAUUCCCUGUUGA